This is a messenger RNA of Oldenlandia corymbosa var. corymbosa, 3306 nucleotides long. NCBI's taxonomy places the organism in Eukaryota, Viridiplantae, Streptophyta, Magnoliopsida, Gentianales, Rubiaceae. The record is from the annotation of a GenBank genome assembly.
GAGCAUAUGAGCACUGCCUUUUCGGAUAACUUUUGUUUCCUGUUUUAAUAAUACACUGAAGAACAAAAUACAGGGUCCAUUUAGAAAUGGCGAAAUGGACAUUUAUCGUGAUUCCCAUGACAAUGCUUUCAAACAGAGGAAAGAACAUGACAUGAUCCACUUGUCAACUACAAUCCAGAUCCGAAACAUGGGACUUUUAAUCAUGGAUUGGUCUAGAGAACUCUGUAAUAAAACAAACACCCACGGAAACAAUCAAUUGACAACUACUGAAAGCGUUGAGUGAUUAAUAAUUUCAUUAAAAGAUUACAAAAACUCGAAAAUGAAUCUGGUCCAAACCCAGGCAUUUGCAAUAAAAAAAUGGCCUUUGGGAUCACUGAAGAGCCAAAUUUAUCCAAAUCUAACGUGGAGGAAAAUUGAUGGGGAAGAAGAAAUAUAAUAUUUGUCGUAUUCCAAGUGUCUGGGUUGGCACCUUUUACAACAUGGAAAAAAAACCCCAAUAAUUGAAGUACAGUAAUAAGAAUAAUAAUUAAUGGAGGAGAGGUGGCGAAUGGGAAUGGGAUUGGCUGAUGGGAUUGAUGGCUUAUGUCAUGGGGACAAAUUUAAGUCAAAUUGGAUCAACCCAACAACAGCAGUUUCUCCAGAAUCUGAUCCAACCCACAAGAAGGAAAAGAAAAAAAAAAAAACGUUUCUCCACUCCCACCAACUCUUUUUUCCAAGUGUUUCAGAUAAGCAAAGCUCUGAUCUUGGAGAAAGAUUUUGGGAAUGGAUAAUCAAACUGAUGAUAACAGUGAACAGCCUGUUCAAGACCUUCCUGAUUCGAAUGGGGUGGAUGCUAAUCAGCUUCAUCAGAAGCCUGAAGUUGUCACUCACAAUAUAAUCUUAUGGAAGAAUGGCUUCACGGUUGAUGAGGGUCCAUUUCGGGGAUUAGAUGAUCCUGAAAAUGCAUCAUUUUUGGAGAGCAUUGGAAAAUCAGAAUGUCCGAAGGAGCUUCAGCCAACAAAGAUGGGCACUGCAGUCUUUGUUAAUGUCAUAAGAAAGGAAGAAUACUACAAUGGUCAAGAUUGGUCAACCAAUAUCAUGCCUGUGGAGCCAACUGAUGUUUCCCCACCUCUUUCCACAGCCCCAGGCCCGGACACAGAUUUGAUUGUUGAUCCAAUGCCAUCUUCUACCUCAAUGCCAUACGCUGUCACUGCUUCAUUAAAUGAUGAGCAAGAACAUUCGGAAAAUGGUAGAGAUCUCGAGAGCAACUCACUACAUCAACCCCUCCUCCUGAAGAGGAACAAGACGCUAUCUUCCUCUCCGCUAGCCAUGGUUGGUGCCAAGGUUUCUUACAUAGAGAGCUUAGACUACGAGUACCUAAUGGGCUUCUUAUACUUUGCCGGGGCUAAUCUUGGCCUGACGCUUGUGGCAGCUGUUCUCUGCGUGUAUUUCGCACCAACUGCAGCAGGACCUGGAAUACCUGAGAUCAAAGCUUAUCUUAAUGGGGUUGAUACACCUAAUAUGUAUGGUGCUGCACCAUUGAUUGUCAAGAUAAUUGGAAGCAUUGGAGCUGUUUCUGCUGGCUUAGACCUUGGAAAAGAAGGCCCUUUGGUGCAUAUUGGUGCCUGCAUAUCUUCCUUACUAGGACAAGGCGGGACUGAAAAUUAUCGUAUUAAAUGGAGAUGGCUUCGAUACUUUAACAAUGAUAGAGACAUGCGUGAUCUCAUCACCUGUGGCGCCUCUUCAGGUGUCUGUGCUGCUUUCCGGUCACCAGUUGGUGGUGUUCUGUUUGCUCUUGAGGAGGUUGCGACAUGGUGGAGAAGUGCUCUUUUGUGGAGAACAUUUUUCAGUACAGCAGUGGUUGUGGUGGUGCUCAGAGCUGUCAUCCAAAUCUGCAAAUUCGGACACUGUGGACUCUUUGGAAAAGGAGGUCUUAUAAUGUUUGACGUCAGUGGUGUUUCUGUUAGUUAUCACCUUGUAGACAUCAUCCCUGUGGUUAUCAUUGGUGUCAUUGGUGGACUUCUGGGAAGCUUCUACAACCAUGUUCUCCAUAAGGUCCUCAGGCUUUACAAUAUGAUCAAUGAGAAAGGAAAACUACAUAAACUUGCACUGGCUCUGAGUGUCUCCAUCUUCACUUCUGCAUGCCUAUAUGGACUGCCAUUCCUUGCUAGGUGUAAGCCGUGUGAUCCCAACUUUCCAGAUACUUGCCCAACUAAUGGAGGAGCUGGAAACUUCAAACAAUUCAAAUGCCCAGAUGGCUACUAUAGCGACCUGGCCACUCUUCUGGUGACCACCAAUGAUGAUGCUGUUCGCAACAUUUUCUCCCUAAACACCAGAACAGAAUUUGAUAUCUUCUCCCUAACUAUCUUCUUUUUCCUGUACUGGAUCCUUGGGCUUAUAACAUUUGGUAUUGCGGUUCCUUCAGGGCUCUUCCUCCCUAUUAUCCUUAUGGGUUCUGCAUACGGUCGAAUGCUAGGCAUGGCUAUGGGAACAUACACUAAAAUUGACCAGGGACUAUAUGCUGUCCUUGGUGCAGCUUCCCUAAUGGCGGGUUCCAUGCGAAUGACUGUUUCUGUUUGUGUCAUAUUCCUUGAGCUCACUAAUAAUCUUCUUCUGCUACCCAUUACAAUGCUAGUUCUUCUGAUUGCAAAAACUGUUGGAGACUGUUUCAACCCGAGCAUAUAUGAAAUAAUACUGGAACUCAAAGGGCUACCUUUCCUGGAAUCACAUCCUGAGCCCUGGAUGAGAAAUAUCACAGUUGGAGAGCUUGCUGAUGCAAAAUCUCCUGUUGUAACUCUAAACGGGGUUGAGAAAGUCAGCCGGAUAGUGGACGUGCUGAGGAACACAACCCAUAAUGGCUUCCCUGUGGUGGAUAAAGGAACAAAGCCACCAGGGGCAGCUGAAGAACUCCAUGGAAUUGUGCUGAGAGCUCACCUUCUUUUAGUGCUGAAAAGGAAAUGGUUUUUGAAAGAAAGGCGGAGAACAAAGGAGUGGGAAGUGAGGGAGAAAUUCAGCUGGGUAGACUUGGCUGAAAGACAGGGACACAUUGAUGAUGUAGCUGUGACAAAGGACGAAAUGGAGCUCUUCGUUGAUCUGCAUCCCCUGACAAAUACAACACCUCAUACUGUGGUUGAAACCAUGUCAGCUGCUAAAGCAAUGGUGCAGUUUAGGUCAUUGGGACUUCGUCACAUGAUCAUUGUUCCCAAAUGUCAGAUCACGGGGGUAUCUCCGGUGGUGGGAAUCUUGACAAGGCAAGACCUAAGGCCACAUAACAUAUUGAGUGCUUUCCCUCAUCUUGUGAAGCCAAAGGGGAGAAAGGCGCAUUGA